Messenger RNA from Saccostrea echinata, 2267 nucleotides. Its product is annotated as slit homolog 3 protein-like. The transcript is spliced from 2 exons. The record is from RefSeq and is a predicted model, not a curated record. Gene Ontology annotation, molecular function: protein binding. Bases 13 to 2157 code for a protein of 714 amino acids. Gene Ontology annotation, cellular component: extracellular matrix. Lineage: Eukaryota; Metazoa; Mollusca; Bivalvia; Ostreida; Ostreidae.
GGGUCUCCCAACAUGUGCACAAGACUCUUAUACGCAUGCGUCGCAUUAGGACACCUGCUAGUCGUAACAGGAAAGCAAUGUCCCGCACCUUGUUUUUGUCACAAAGCUGUUGUCAACUGCAGUGGGAAAAAACUAGAACGAAUUCCGAAAAAUCUACCUCCUUCCACAAAAAUGCUGCUUCUUGAUCAUAACCGUAUUCAGAAUAUCAGAAAGGGUGACUUCUGUGUUUUAACAAACCUUGUGGAAUUACAAUUACAGAAUAACAAAAUCGAAUCAAUUUUUUCCGAAACGUUCACGGGUGUCUGCAUUCCAAAUAUUCAGACAAUCCGAUUGGAAAAUAAUAAGAUAAAUGUAACUGAAGAUAGUGCAUUCUACAAUUUAUCAGUACUUGUUAAUACGACGUUGACAAAUAACAAAUUAGUUCAGAUACAUCCUAACACAUUUCGUGGUACUCCUUUACAGUUUUUACAUUUGGGAAGUAAUCAUCUUACUACAAUACCAAAUUUACAAGGACUUGAUGGUCUUAAUGAUAUAAUAUUGGAGGGAAAUAAAAUACAGAACUGUACCUUUCCAACUGAGUUUGCGACCAUGUCCAAUUUGACGACAAUCGGAAUGAGCAACAACAAAAUACAAGAAUUGUCCAAAGACGCUUUUAUCAGUCUUGAUCAUUGUAAAAUACGUACACUAAAACUUGCCCGAAAUAAUAUAUCCAGAAUUUCAAAUGAAAGUUUAUUACCUUUGUCAAAGCUACGAUCUCUUACAAUUGGUUGGAAUCCAUUAACUGACAGUGAACUAUAUAAUGCGUUAUCCGGGUUGUUAAAUGCUCCCUUGUCCUCUCUUAGCAUCUCAAGUGUACAGUUAAACGGACUCAUUCCGUCUGUCUCGCUGAAGUUGCUAGACGAUGUGAACUUAUCAACUCUAGAUAUGAGUUUUAAUGAAAUCAAUAAUAUUCCAUCUGAAGGGUUAAAAACACUGACAAAAUUAAACAAUUUAGAUUUGAGCAAUUGUGGAAUUCGUUAUAUUCAUGAAAACGCCUUCAGUAAUCUCAAAAAUCUUAAUAAUCUUAAAUUGAGCAAUAACUAUAUACAGUCUGUGCCUAAGAAUAUUCCAAAGAAUUUGCUAUAUCUUUACAUGGCUGGAAAUCAAAUAAAUGUUUUAAGAAAUAAUUCGUUCUCAGAUUUAAGAUCUUUAAGACGUCUUCAUUUAGGAAACAACAAAAUUCUGACACUGUUUGAAGGAGCCUUUUUAGGUCUAAACAAAUUAGAAGAAAUACAGCUGCAAGGAAACCGCAUUAAUACUCUUCCUAGCCGUUUAUUUGCUCCGUUUACUCGUCUCAUUCAAUUAGAUCUUCAACAAAACAAAUUAAAAACAAUACAAAACUCCACUAAAACAUUUGCCAUGAUGACGUCAUUGAAAUAUCUAAAUUUAGCUGAUAAUGGCUGUUCCUCUCUUCCUUCAACACUGUUCUCAAAUUUGAAAUCGCUGCAGAAGUUAAAUCUUCGAGGAAAUCAGCUUGGAAAAUAUUUAAUAAAUGACUUCGGAGGAAAUUUAUUUUUGGGAUUAAAACAACUACAAUCUCUUGAUAUAUCAAGCAAUCAAAUUCAUUCCUUCCCCUCUAACAUCUUCAGAGACAUGAAGAAUCUCCAUACCUUGCUUUUACAAGAUAACUGGAUAUCUGGAUGGGGAGUGACCCUUUUUUCCAAUUCCAUUUCUCUUUCUUCUUUGGAUUUGUCAAAUAAUAUGAUAACAAUCAUCAACGAAGAAGAUAUGAAGAAUUUAGGAUCAUUAAAGUCUGUCAACUUUACAAACAAUCCCUUUGCGUGCAUUUGUGAUUUGCGUUGGUUUCGGAGGUGGAUCAAGAACACAAAUAUAAAAGUGAUAAACGUUGAAAAAUAUAAAUGUAAUUCUCCAGUUGAAUGGAAAAGCAAAUUCUUGCUUUCUUUUGAUGAAACUAAAAUUGAAUGUUCUCUUGUGCCCGUUUCAGCAGCUGUAGGAAUUGCUUCUGGUGUAUUAGUAAAUCAUCCGAUGAGGAUAAGAAAUGGAUCGAAACAAAUUUUAUGCCAGACUUUGAUAGGGGAACUGAAGACGAUGAUUACCAUGGUGAAUAUAAGAUUUAUUAUCAGGAACGUGACACAUUGGGAAAUGCAGAUGCUUUAGAAACAAUGACGGAGGUCAUGGAGAAAAGCAGAAAAAUCAUUUUAGUGGUAACGAAAAAUUUAAAGUCGUACCCUCCCAUACAUUUUUUGAUUUCAGUGGCUUUAUGGUUA